This is a messenger RNA of Hemisphaericaspora subhashii, 1653 nucleotides long. RefSeq names its product myo-inositol transporter (gene ITR1). The record is from RefSeq and is a predicted model, not a curated record. Bases 1 to 1653 code for a protein of 550 amino acids. Gene Ontology annotation, cellular component: membrane. Lineage: Eukaryota; Fungi; Ascomycota; Pichiomycetes; Serinales; Debaryomycetaceae. Gene Ontology annotation, biological process: transmembrane transport. The transcript has a single exon. Gene Ontology annotation, molecular function: myo-inositol:proton symporter activity.
AUGAGUUCAUCACAAGCACAAAAUGGAUUUAAUCCGAAACACAGCACAUCAACAGCAUCAUUAGCAUCUACUGAGUCAGCCAAAGCUUUGUUGCCAAGUAGUGAGGGCAUAGACGAUGGCGUUGGUAUAAAUCAGAGAUCUUAUCAGAUAAGUUCAGAUGACAAGCCCUCCAGACUUGUUAUCAUCUUGACUUUAGUAUCCUCGAUUUCUGGAUUUAUGUUUGGUUAUGAUACAGGUUAUAUCUCAUCAGCAUUAGUUCAAGUGGGAACAGAUUUAUCCAACAAAAUUUUAACGAGUGGAGAAAAGGAACUUAUUACAUCCGCUACGUCUCUUGGUGCUAUUAUCGGAGCUAUCAUUGGUGGUCUCUUAGCCAAUUUAAUAGGUAGAAAGAAAGUUUUAUUAGGUUCCAACGUUGUCUUUGUAGUAGGAACAAUUAUACAAUUAGCUGCACAUACUGUAUGGACAAUGAUUGUUGGUAGAUUUGUUUUAGGUUGGGCUGUUGGUACCGCUUCAUUGAUUUCCCCAUUAGUUCUUUCAGAAUUAGCCCCAGCUAGGUUCAGAGGAAGAUUGAUUGUUACAAAUGUCAUGUUUAUCACUGGAGGUCAACUUGUUGCUUAUUUGAUAAAUUGGGGUUUAACCAGAGUUCCACACGGAUGGAGAAUUUCCGUUGGAUUGUGUAUGGUGCCGCCAGUACUCCAGUUUAUAUUAUUUUGGUUCUUGCCUGAUACCCCAAGAUACUAUGUUAUGAAUGGAGAAAUAGAUAAGGCCAGAGAAGUUCUCAGAAAGGUCCAUAUUAAUCCUUCAGAUGACUUCAUUGAAUGCACUAUUGACGAAAUGAUCAAUUCCAAUUCACAAGUUCCAGGCAGUAGUCCGCUUCACAAAGUAUGGGAAUCAAUCAAGAUCAUCCAUAAAACUCCAGGAAAUUUCCGAGCUUUAAUUCUUGCAUGUGGUUUACAAGGUAUUCAACAGUUCACAGGUUUCAAUUCAUUAAUGUACUUUAGUGCGACAAUGUUUGAAUCCAUUGGAUUCCACAACCCAACUGCUGUUUCCAUUAUUAUUGCAGCAACCAACUUUGUCUUUACGGGUAUUGCAUUGAUGAUUAUUGAUCAUGUUGGAAGAAGAAGAAUCUUAUUGGUGGGUAUUCCUUGCAUGUGCUUGUCAUUAAUUGUUUGCGCAAUCGCCUUCCAUUUCAUGGAUAUUGAUUUUUCUUCUGGUUCAGGAGUUGUAGACACUGGAAGUAUCACCGGCUGGGGGAUUGUCGUAAUUAUUGGUAUGGUAUUGUUUGUUGCCUCAUAUGCAAUUGGUAUUGGUAAUGCAGCCUGGGUUGGUGUUGAAUUAUUCUCAGACGUGAAUGUUCGUUCAGUUGGUGCAAUGUAUGCAACUUGUACUAACUGGGCUGGUUCAAUGGUUAUCGCCUCCACCUUUUUAACUAUGUUGGAAAAGAUAACUCCAACUGGUACAUUUUCCUUCUUUGCUGGAUUGUGUUUCGUUUCCUUCCAUUUUGUAUACUUUUUGUUGCCAGAUACUGCUGGUUUGGAAUUGGAAGAGACCACUACGUUCUUAGCAAAUGGAUUUAAUGUUAGAGAAGCAUCUAGGUUGGCAAAACAAAGAAGAAAAGAAUCCAAAUUUACAAAGAGAGCAAUAAAUCCUUAA